Phymastichus coffea is the source of this 1200-nucleotide messenger RNA. RefSeq lists its product as uncharacterized. NCBI's taxonomy places the organism in Eukaryota, Metazoa, Arthropoda, Insecta, Hymenoptera, Eulophidae. The transcript has 8 exons. The record is from RefSeq and is a predicted model, not a curated record. Bases 1 to 1200 code for a protein of 399 amino acids.
AUGUUCGCGCUAAUACUAUGGACCGGUUAUAAUACCACGAGCACGAUCGAUAUCAAUCAAUUAGUACCUGAUAAAGAAGAAGGGGAAGAAACUAUGGCCAGAUACAGCGAUGGAAAAUUGUAUCAAGUAAAAAUUAUUCGCAAAAAUGUUGAUAAACACUAUCUAAGAUCUCUAGCUGUGAGCACUGAUGGAGAACUAAUUCUAAGAAAAGGCAACUCCCAAAAAAAGAUAGCUUUAUGUAAACAAAAAUACUUGAAGCAGAAAUUGAUUCUUGAGAAAAAUAAAUUGGAAGGAAAAAAACAAGCUACUAAUGUAUCAUUAUUAGACUCUAAAAGUGUUUUUCAAGAUUCUGAUAGCGAAAAAGAAGAGAUUCCCUCGCAUGCAGAAUUGGAUGGCGAACGCAACGGCGAGUCGUCAAAAAGAAAGCAGGCAAAAUUGGAUGGUGAAGGCGACGGUAAUUUUGACAGAAUUCUCGAUGACUCUGACAGUAAUGAGGAUGAUGAUUAUGGGAAUGGCAACAGCAAAGUUCGAAAUAACGAUAGCACAGUUGAUAAGCGUAUUCCACUUCUUCACUCAAGGCAUGAUCGAGAUCGAAAUGUACAGAUUCAGAGAGAAACGUUGUAUCAAUCUAAUGAUGACGGCAGAAUAGAAGAUGCUCAGAGCCGCUUAUUAAAACAUGCUGGAAAUCAGAAACAAACGUUCGCAUCGGACAUGUCUGACGAUGAGCGCGACAAGGAGAAGGAAAAGGAUCCGCUUGUUGAUAGCAGACACUCAAAACGAGAUCAAAACGACGACAGUGAAAGUGAUGAUUCCAUUGUUGAGAGGAGCCGCUUGAAUCUUGCUCGAGGUCGAAAUGCACGGAAAUCGAGGCGAAUUUCUACGUCGGACGAGUCUGAGGAUGACGGGGAUAAGGAAGAUGAUCCGCUUGCUAAUAGCAGAUUAUAUAAACCUGGAAAAGUUUUGAUAUCUGAAGAUUUUCCCGAAGUAUGGAUAAAUAAAACCGAUUUAACGUGUUUAUUGAGAUGGAGAAAUAAGCCGAAAGAAAUGGGGAAGGACUUCCAAAAAAAAGCGAUCACAGAGGACAUCACUGCCUGUAUUGAGUACUAUGUCAACAAAAAAUGUCCAGAAGGACUUACUCCAGCGCAGUUUACUACUGUCGCCAACUACCUGAUUGGUUCAAUACGUCAUCCCAAAAAAUGA